Messenger RNA from Ambispora gerdemannii, 696 nucleotides. The record is from the annotation of a GenBank genome assembly. NCBI's taxonomy places the organism in Eukaryota, Fungi, Glomeromycota, Glomeromycetes, Archaeosporales, Ambisporaceae.
AUGCCAGACGACAAGAAACUUCCCUGGGGUAUUAAUGCUCCUAAACCUGGUUCUGCAAAGAGUCUGACGAAAAAUAAGCUGCAGGCAUUUAGCAUCGGAACUCACAAAAAGACACCUUUUCAAAAACAUAAAGAAGAAUUAGAGUUAAAGAAAAAGCAAGAAUCGGAAGAAGCUGCAAAGGUAUAUGCCGAAUUUGUUGCUUCUUUUGAAAAGGAAGAAGGCUCAGGAAAAGCUUUUGUGAAAGGAGAAACUAUAGUGCCAAAAGUAUUAUUCGAUCAUGAAGCUGCAAAAAAAGAACCAGUACCUUCUUCAUCCCAACAGGCUAAAAUAUACAAGCCACAACCAUUCAUCCCAGCAAUAAAACCAGUUUUACCUGAAGUGAAAGUGGAAGAAGAAAUGCUUAUAGAUAAAAACCAUGAAGAAGAAGACGCUACCAAACAGGAAGAGAAAUCUAAACGAAAGCGUAAUCUCGAUGCUUUUCUAGAAGAAAUAAAGCGAGAACAAGAAGAACGUGAAGAUAGAUUGAGACAAAAGCAUGCAAGAUUGGCUGGUGCAGGAGUUCCAUCUGAGGAUGGAGGUGAUGAAUUCGUUUCUACUUCACUUACCGUAAAAGCAGCUUUUGAAGAUAGACCAGGAUCUCACGAUACGGGUGAUCCAAAUACAACAAAUCUGUAUGUCGGUAAUAUUAGUCCAGAG